This is a messenger RNA of Penicillium daleae, 1365 nucleotides long. Its product is annotated as ammonium transporter. The coding region runs from base 1 to 1365 and encodes 454 amino acids. Lineage: Eukaryota; Fungi; Ascomycota; Eurotiomycetes; Eurotiales; Aspergillaceae. The transcript is spliced from 3 exons. Gene Ontology annotation, biological process: ammonium transmembrane transport. Gene Ontology annotation, cellular component: plasma membrane. The record is from RefSeq and is a predicted model, not a curated record. Gene Ontology annotation, molecular function: ammonium channel activity.
AUGGAAGUGUCCGACAUCCUGACCGCAUGGGAGGAAUGCUCCAAGAUAGACACGCUCUUCAUUCUGGUCUGUUGUGUUUUCUGCUGGCUAAUUAUCCCCGCAGUCGGCCUCGGUUAUUCGGGUUACUCGAUUCACCGUAAUGGACUUGCAUCUUUUUAUCCAAGUCUACUUGUCAUUGCCGUGUGUUCUAUUCAAUGGUGGAUCAUCGGGUACUCGAUAGCAUACGGAACCGGGGGCGGCAUCAUUGGAGGCUUCGAUAAAGCUUUCCACUUCGGUGUUCUUGCGAACCCGAUAGGCACGAUCCCAGAGAUUCUGUUUUCCGAGUUUCAGCUCAUCUUUUGUGCUACGGUGUGCGUCAUUUCUAUCGGUGGGGCCUGUGAGCGUGGAAGAAUCCUUCCUUUGAUUCCUUUUAUCUUUCUAUGGUGCACCUUUGUUUACGAGCCGCUCGCUCACAUGGUCUGGUCAGAGACCGGAUACCUAGGAUCGCUGGGCGUCCUUGACUUCGCUGGCGGAACACCCGUUCACAUCUGCAGCGGAGCAUCAGCGACAGCAAUAAGCGUUUACCUAUCCCACCCAUUAUUCCGAUCAAGACAAUCCGCUUCUCGCACACCACAGCACUUGAAGCUCCACCGUCCUCACAAUAGCACGUGCCAGCUUCUAGCCCUGAUGAUCAUAUGGAAUGCCUGGCUCGCCUUCGACGCCGGUACAACCCUCGCUCUAAACUUCAAGAGCAUAAUGGCUGCAGUAGUAACCAACAUCUGCGCCUCAUCCGGCGCGCUGACCUGGGCUCUCAUCACGUAUUGGGAAACGGGGAAAUGGAGCCUCGACAGCACAUUCAUGGGUGCUAUUGCGGGUUUGGUUAUGAUCACGCCGAGUGCGGGCUUUAUUGAUUCGCCGACGGCGUUUUUCUUUGGAAUCGCAGGCGCGGUGAUUUGUCGACAAGCGCUUCGGAUUAAAUUUACCAAGUUGGCUGUGCGCUGGCGAUGGGUUGAUAAUGGGGAUACGUUUGCGACGCAUUGCAUCGGUGGGUGGGUAGGUACUAUCGCUACUGGUUUGUUUGCCCGGAGUGAUGUUGCUGCGUAUGACGGGAUUACGGAGAUACGCGGUGGGUGUAUAUUUGAUGGACAUUGGAAUCAACUCGGCAUUCAGAUUCUUGAGGCUCUUGUUGGCUUUGUCUGGAGUUUUGUUGGUAGUUAUGCGCUAUACGCAUUGAUUGAUUGCGUUCCGGGCUUCGAGGUCUUGGCUGCGGAUAGUGAAAUCGUACUUGGGAUGGACGCCUCGCAAAUGGGUGAAUCACUAUACGAAGCGCAAUGGGCUGGCGAGGAAGACUACUACCCGUUCUCGGGCGAGUGUCGACUGGACUAA